GUCCUUGGCAUCGAGGAUACAUUGCCUUGCAAUCUUUCAAUAUCUAUAUAUCCGAAUAGCAUGGAAGAUCCCAAGACGGAUUCUCAGGGCAUUCCUGAAAAGAUCGAAACACUAGGCACUCAGCAAGCCAAGGACAUUUUACCACCGUCACCACCGCCCACGGAUGGUAGCGUUUCUGACGCGGACGAUGAAAAUGUGGAGAUACCACUUCCACCCCCAACUACUAUACCGACCCAAACGUUAGAUGUUGAUCUGAAGACGCCGGAUAGCCAUGUGCCGCGAGAUCCCAGGUUAAUCAGGCUGACUGGCGUUCAUCCUUUCAACGUCGAGGCACCUCUUACCGCGCUCUUCAACGAAGGCUUUCUCACGAGUCCCGAACUAUUCUACGUCCGAAAUCAUGGUGCGGUACCGCAGGUCCAGGACCAAGAUAUCAUCGAUUGGGAGUUCACGGUGGAAGGCCUUGUUGAAAAGCCGAUCACGAUAUCCUUGAAGCAAUUGAUGACGGAAUACGAGCAAGUCACAUAUCCAAUAACAUUGGUAUGCGCCGGUAAUAGGCGGAAAGAGCAAAAUAUGGUCAGAAAGAGUAAAGGGUUUUCUUGGGGCGCAGCAGGUCUAUCAACAGCACUUUUCACUGGUGUUAUAAUGUCCGAGGUGAUCAAGAGAGCGAAACCCAAGAGAAAAGCGAAGUACGUCUGCAUGGAAGGUGCGGACAAGUUACCCAAUGGAUAUUAUGGCACGUCCGUCAAGUUGAAUUGGGUGAUGGACCCGAAUCGUGGUUUCAUGCUCGCCUACAAGAUGAACGGAGAGACUCUGCGGCCUGACCAUGGAAAGCCCUUGCGUGCAGUCAUCCCAGGGCAGAUUGGUGGUCGAUCUGUCAAGUGGCUGAAGAAGCUCAUCCUUACUGAAGCACCCAGCGACAAUUGGUAUCACAUAUACGAUAAUCGAGUGCUGCCAACCAUGGUAUCACCAGAGGAGUCUGCGAAUAACCCGAAGUGGUGGACAGAUGACAGAUACGCCAUCUACGACCUAAGUCCCAAUUCUGCCAUUUGCUAUCCGCAGCACGAAGAGCAGCUCUGCCUCACCGGCGCCACGAGUACCUACUGCGCCAAGGGAUAUGCAUACAGCGGAGGUGGACGACGCAUAACACGUGUCGAAGUCACACUCGACAAAGGCAAGACUUGGCGCUUAGCCGGUAUUACAUAUGCCGAAGAUCGAUAUCGUGAGGUAGAAAGGGACCUAUUCGGUGGCAAGAUCGACAUGUCAUGGCGAGAGACGUGCUUUUGCUGGUGCUUCUGGUCAAUAGACCUGCCAACAUCAGAGAUUGCUGCGGCCAAAGAUAUCUUUGUUAGAGCGAUGGACGAAAGUAUGAAUGUCCAGCCUCGAGAUAUGUACUGGUCUGUGUUGGGCAUGAUGAACAAUCCGUGGUUUCGAGUCACGAUAACACUGGAAGGAGACUAUCUGCGGUUCGAGCAUCCCACACAGCCUGCUCUCAUGCCAGGUGGCUGGAUGGAAAGAGUGAAGAAAGCCGGCGGUAACCUUGCCAAUGGGUUUUGGGGAGAAAAGCUCGAAGGCGAGGAACAAGUCGUAUCCAGUGAUGAGCAAGCUGGGGAGGUUCCAAUGGUCAAAGAAGGCUUGAAGAAUCCCAUCACGAUCGAUGAGCUUCGAAAACAUGACGACGAAAAGGCCCCCUGGUUUGUGGUCAAGGGCGAAGUUUAUGAUGGUACUGCUUUCCUCGACGAACACCCUGGCGGCGCUCAAAGCAUCAUCUCAGCAGCAGGACUGGACAGCACCGACGAGUUUAUGGCAAUCCACAGCGAAACAGCAAAAGCCAUGAUGCCCAAGUACCACGUCGGCUCCUUGGACGACGCGGCCAAGACUGCUCUGACUGUGGGAGAGACAGAACCUGACCAAAACGCCAGUCCUGCAGAGACAUUCCUCAAUUCCAAGGCCUGGAAGAAAGCUGUCCUCCACGGCAAAAAGAUCGUCUCUUGGGAUACUCGAAUCUUCACAUACAAAUUGGAGCAUCCGACACAGCGUCUUGGCCUGCCUGUUGGACAACAUCUAAUGGUCAGACUCAGAGACCCUGUGACUCGCGAAGCCGUGAUACGCAGUUACACGCCAAUAUCCGAGAUCGACGAUCAAGGUUAUAUGGAGAUGCUUGUCAAGGUAUACUUCGCCAAUGCCUCGGGCAAAGGAGGGAAAAUGUCUCUGGCUAUGGAUGCUCUUCCCAUUGGCCACUUUAUCGAGAUGAAAGGGCCUAUCGGCAAGUUUGAAUAUGUAGGAAACGGUAAGUGCUUGAUUCAAGGCAAAGAGAAAUUUGUGCGGACAUUUAUCAUGAUAUGUGGUGGGAGUGGUAUCACGCCGAUCUACCAGGUCUUCCGGGCAGUUAUCCGGAAUCCCGAGGACAAAACGAAGUGCAUCAUCUUUGAUGGGAAUCGUCUGUUUGAGGAUAUUCUCUGCAAAGAAGAACUUGACGCCCUGGCUACAGACAAUGGGCACCGAUGUACGAUCCUCCACACCUUGACUAGGGCUCCAGACGACUGGGCAGGCCUUCGAGGUCGUAUCACUGGGGAACUGGUCCGGAGUAAUUCCUCGAGGACAGAUGAUGCAUUGGCACUGAUAUGUGGUCCUGAAGCGAUGGAGAAGACCAUGCACAAGGCUCUACUGCAGCAAGGCUGGACCGACGACCAAUUGAUGUUCUUUUGAUGAGUAUUUGGAAACUGUUGACGAAGGUAAUGAAGACUAAAAUGGGCAUGAUUUGGUGCAUGGCAAGGCAUCGAUUUUCAGCCUUCGGGUAUUUGUUGACCAGAGAUAGCCUUCGUUUCAGCUAUAUGGCCCUGUCAUUUUGGUUAUUCAGUACGAGCUAUGAUGUACCAUCUCCUUGGAGACACGAUGAGAUGG
Molecule: messenger RNA, 2901 nt
Organism: Exophiala xenobiotica
Lineage: Eukaryota; Fungi; Ascomycota; Eurotiomycetes; Chaetothyriales; Herpotrichiellaceae
Exons: 1
Coding region: 61-2706 (881 amino acids)
Biological process (GO): nitric oxide biosynthetic process; nitrate assimilation
Molecular function (GO): molybdenum ion binding; nitrate reductase (NADPH) activity; molybdopterin cofactor binding
Source: RefSeq, a predicted model, not a curated record